Messenger RNA from Nelumbo nucifera (sacred lotus), 6198 nucleotides. The record is from RefSeq and is a predicted model, not a curated record. Lineage: Eukaryota; Viridiplantae; Streptophyta; Magnoliopsida; Proteales; Nelumbonaceae.
GCGUUUAUCGUCAUGAGCCGCUGCGCUUCAGCCCUCAACGGGCACAAAGUUAAAAAUCAAACCUUAAACCCCCGUACUACGUUACGAGCUGCCCCCAAACACCAGUCCGCCGGACGGGAGGGGCUUAUCGUCAACUUCAAGGGUGUCUUUUGGACUUCAUUCUGCCAAGAAUAACCGAUGAAAAUCUCAAACGCUUCUUCAUCUCUCUCGCCAUGGCUUCUCCGCUCUUGUGCAAGCCCCAAGUCUAUUUGCUUAGCUUCGGCUCUGCAUCAUCCAAUCUUAAGCGGGAAAACUGUGUCGGAAACAAAGAAUUCAGAGGAGCAAGGUUCAGAAUCCACAGUUGCAAAUAAAUCAGAUGAUCUUUCAGAGAAAUACACUUCAAGGGCCGUGCUUAUAGAGAAACCCAAUUCCAAAAUUAAUUUUCUGGAGCAAACCAUUCAAGCAAAUCCGGAGAAACCGAAUUCGGAUGAUUCGGAUCAAUCCAGGUUCGGGUGGAAUGACGAAAAAGCUCGGGAUUUGUACAGGGAAGUGCUAGAGAAGGGAAUGGAUAGUGUUUACUUCACUGGGACUUGUGUGAAACGAGGAAGUAUGGUAGAAGAUACUCAGUGUAAUUUUACUACUUCACCAUCUUCUUCAUUAGAACAUGUAGUUCAUGCAGUCUGCUCUCAAGUCUGUCAGUCAUACUACCCACAAGCCAAUUCAACAGCAUUACAUGCUCCACUGCAUUUGCAAAUAGAUCCAGCCCUAUUGACCCCUGAACAGGCCCUUGCUGUCAUUGCCUCAAUUGCUGAUACUGCUGGCUCCAUGGCGACCUUGAGUUUCUUCUACUGGGCAAUUAGCUUUGUGAAGUUCCGGCAUUUCAUGCGCUUGUAUAUAACUGCGGCUACUUCAUUGAUGGAUCGUGGAAAUAUGGAGAGAGCUCAAGAAGUCCUGAGGUGUAUGGUAAGGAGCUUUUCUGAAGUAGGCAAAUUGAAGGAAGCCAUUGACAUGGUAAUUGAGAUGCAAAACCAGGGCCUAGCCCCCACUGUCCAUACACUGAACUACAUCCUUAAGAUUGCAGUUGAAUCAGGUUGGAUGCAGCUUGCUACUGAUGUGUUGAUGGAAAUGUUUGAAAGAGGUGUCUCUCCCAAUUCCUGCAGCUUCAAGAUAAUGAUUGAAGCUAAUUGCAGGGCAGGAAACAUUGCAGAGGCAGAGCGGUGGUUGAAUGCAAUGUCAGACAAAGGCCUCCUUGUGGACAAUGUAACAUGUACUUUGAUUAUUGAUGCCUUCUGCAGAAAGGGCCACGCUGGUAAGGUGUUGGGUCUUUUCGAGAAGAUGAGUAAGGCAGGAUUUUCUGCAAAUGUGGUCAACUACACUGCCCUAAUCAAUGCGUUAUGCAAGAGAGGAAGCAUCAAGCUAGCCUUUGAAGUCCUAGAGGAAAUGAGUAGGAAAGGUUGGAAACCAAAUGUCUAUACUCACACGGCAUUAAUUGAUGGGCUCUGCAAGAAAGGUUGGACAGACAGGGCAUUUAGGCUGUUUUUGAAGCUUGUUCGUAGCAACAUUUACAAGCCAAAUGUGCACACAUACACUGCCAUGAUAAGUGGGUAUUGCAAGGAGAACAAAAUGAACCGGGCUGAGAUGUUGUUGACAAAGAUGCAAGAACAGGGGUUAAUUCCAAACACCAAUACAUACACAACUCUGAUUGAUGGGCAGUGUAAAGCAGGGAACCUUACUCGGGCAAAUGAAUUGAUGGAUAGAAUGAUACAAGAAGGUUGCAGACCUAAUAUAUUUACUUAUAAUGCAAUCAUCCAUGGCCUUUGCAAGAAUGGGAAGGUUCAAGAGGCUUACAGGCUGUUCCAAACUGGCUUUGGACAAGGACUGCAAGCUGACCGAGUUACAUAUACCAUCCUCAUAACUGAGCAUUGCAAGCGGUCCUGCAUUGAGCAGGCCCUGGAGUUGUUCAAUAAGAUGAUCAAAGAAGGGUGCCAUCCUGACAUGCAUACAUACACCACCUUGAUUGCAGCAUUUUGCCGGCAAAGAAGAAUGAUAGACAGUGAGAGGCUCUUUAAAGAAGCUCUUGGGCUUGGCUUGGUUCCAACAAAGCAAACUUAUACGUCUAUGAUAUGUGGGUACUGCAAGGAUGGAAAUGCUAACUUGGCCUUGAAGGUCUUUCAGAAGAUGAUUGAAUGCGGUUGUGUAGCUGAUUCUUUUACUUAUGGUGCUCUAAUAAGUGGACUUUGCAAAGAGGCAAAGCUGGAGGAGGCUCGCAGGCUUUAUGAUGCCAUGGUAGACAGGGGACUUUCCCCGUGUGAAGUUACUCGCUUGACAGUAGCUUAUGGGUACUGCAAGAGGGAUGACUCUGCCAAUGCCAUGGCUGUCUUGGACAAGCUAGAGAAGAAGCUAUGGAUUCGAACAGCCAAUACCUUAAUCAGAAAGCUAUGUAGUGAGAAGAAUAUAGAAAUAGCAGCUUUGUUCUUCCAUAAAUUAUUGGAUAAAGACUCAAAUGUGAACCGUGUAACUUUAGUGGCAUUCAUGACUGCAUGUUAUGAAAGCGAUAAGUAUUCAGUUGCUUCUGAGUUGUCUGAGAGGAUCUCUAAAGUGAUUGGCUAGCAACCAUAUUUCAGCUGAUAGACAUAUCUGCACUUUUUUUUUGUUUUUUGAAAAAAUCCAGAUCCAGCCUUUCCUUUUCAUGGCCAGCAAAGUGGCUGCUUCACACUAUGGAGUAGUUUCUAUUAACAAUUUGCCAUAUGAAUAAUGCCAACCUACCAAGUGAAUAAAGAGAUUAAGACAUGAGAUAGAUAGAUGCAUUAAGCUUGUGUUAUUGCAGCUGCUUCAUAGACAAGUGUCUUUCUUUUCCCCAGACAGAUUUGUGUGAAGCAAAUGGCUGAAGCACUAAUGGAAUGGAUGCAAUCAGAAAUUCUGUCAAUGUUGAUACCUGGCCAAGUAUAGAAAGAGUUUUAAAAGUGGCAAUUGGGGUCUUGGUGCAGAAACUCUCCUAACCUCUUGUUUUGAUGGUGAAGUUCUUGAAAUUUGCUUAGAGUGAUGGAGAAGUACCAGGACCAGUAUUGAACUAAGAUGGCUGGUGUCUUAGAGUUUGAUGAUGAGGCCAAAAUGACUCUGUAGACAAAGUUGUACAAAAGUAUGUGCAAGUAAUCUUUUGCUAGGUUUUUAUGAAUUUACUCAUGCUGCAGUGGCUUCUCUCAUGAAAUUCCAUGGAGAUAUCUAUAAUUGUGCUGCUCAUGCUUGAUAUUGGUGCAUUUGUUGUGUUUUUGGAGCCUUGGCAUGCUGAUAUCUUUGAGUUACUAGAUAUCAAGAAGAACCAUUGAGAGGUCAAACUUUUCUAACCGUACAAGAAGCCUUCCAUUUUCCCUCUACCAUUCCCAGCUCAACAUUGAUCUAUCUUGUCAACAGCCCAUGAUGACACCAUUGUUUAUAGUCUGCCAAAGUUUUCCCUCAGGUAGGGGACCUUUUGGAUUGGUUUAUGUGCUCAAUACCCAGUCCAUGUGAACAUAGACCUGAACAGUUACCAUGCAUUGACAUCUUCCGUGAGUCAUAUUAGCCAUCACCCAUAUUUUAAAUAUUUCUAAUUUGAAAACUGCCCACAAAGACAUGCUUGUUUUGCAUGGACAAGAGUUUUUAAUCUGAAACUUGCCCAAUGAAUAGUGAGUGGAGAAGCAAAUGCAUGGGAUCUUUUCAGGACAGAUUUCUAUCUACAGAAGAUGUAGGAAUAGCAUAUUUGUGUUUUGAAGCAUUUCUCAGGAUAACUAAUGCUUUUAUUUCUGUUCUGAUCUCCUUGACCUACUCUUUUGAAGAAUCUUUAGUCCUGGUUUUACCUCAUUGAUUAACUAGAAGCUUUUUAUUACUUUAAUAGGUCCCAUUGACAUGGUUAAUAAUUAAAAGAAAAGUCUAUGCAAGAACAUCUUCCUGCUUCUUGUUAUCAAUAAAAACAUAAAAAUAAAAAUUAAAAAAAAUCCUAGAAUGACUAAGACACAAACAGUUACAAUAGAACAAUGAAGCAAAUCAGAAAUUUCAAGUUUUCAAUCAAAGAAGCUAAAUAUGGAUGGUGAAAUAGGAAUCAUGUUGUUGCAUCUUAUUAACCAUCCAAAAGUUUACCUAGGAUUGAAAAUCAUCUCUUGACCUUUUUGGAGGCCUGUAGUUAUCCUCAUCGUUGUCUAAAACCAAAACCUUGGGUUCAAGAUUCCCAUGCUUAUUGAAAACUUUUCAAGUUAAAUUAUCACGGGAAUGAAGUAUCAAGCAUUGGUGGUGUAUUCAAGAUAGCUAUGGUGAACUUGUGUCUUUGUAUUCAGGAUCAGUAGGACAAGGAGACUCAUUACAGCUUGAACUACUUGAGGUGCACCAAGGAUUUAAACUGGGAAAGCUGCUAAAUGUGAGAAAUAAUAAAGUAGGAGAUUCCCACAUCUUAGUGAGAGGUUUAGUUGACAACAGCUUGUUAAAUUGGCAAUAGAGUAACGUACUGAUAUGAGGAAGUUGGCACAUAAAUUACAACUUCAAUUCCAAUGGACAAGAAGCGAAGCGAACGGUUUGAAUGAUUUUCUAUACAAACAAGGGGUAAACAGAACUCAACUGAUUUUCUAAAGGGUGGGUCACCAGGGUAUGUGACCAAGUGGUCUAGUGUUCUUCUUUACUGUUGUCAUAAGGAUCAGAGUAAAAUGUUUAAGUAUGUGAUCUGCUCUGAAAUAAAAAGGCCUAAAUGCAGGUUCAAACCUUGUCCUAUUUUUUUUUUCUUUGAAAAAUCAUAACAUAGACCUCAAAUCAGAUCUCUGAAAUAAAAAGGCAGACCUAAAUCUUCUCUUCAGUGAUUAAGAAUCAUGGUUGAACUGUUAAAACUAGCUAUGCUAGAUGAUGAAGCCUCUCUGCAUAUCUCUUGGAUAUCUCAGAUUUAGCAUUUCUGUAAACUUGAGAGAUUUGGAUUCUCAGUGUUUGCAACACAAGCACCUGACCUGUGGUCUCUAGAUGUGAUUUCACAUGUAGGAAGACAUCUUGAACUCUUACUGGAGGAAGUUUUCUGCUCUCCAAUCACAGGAGUACCCUAUGAAUCUUUCCGAGUUUUAAGUAUGUAUAGUUAACAAAUCCUACAGCCGAUGUGUCUAUCUAUGUUCUCAACUUUCUUACUGGACUGUAAACUCUAAAAGUUCCAGCGUCUAGAUUUGACUUGAAUCACAUAUCCCUURUAGUCRAGUGACUUCACUUUGCAAAUUCAUCCCUAAUAGGGAAUGCCUUCAAUCUCCUACUAAAUCCUCCUUGGUCCCUGUACCAAGGGGAAACCCUACAACAUGAUAGCAAAAAUCUUCAGUCAGAACUGCAGUUUCAGAUUAACCCAGAAAUCUGCUCAUAUGUCUCAGCAUGCGAAUUUCUGUCAAACUCAAUUUUUGGGCUGUUUUCUGUUUACACAAAGCACAACUUCAAUAUUUCAUGAGCAUGUUAAUGAUGUUGAUCAUCAACCAUUUGCAGUUUCCUUUCAGGAAACAGUGGCUCCAAUUGUCCUAUAAGUGAAAUUUAAGUGGCAAAGAUUGGAAGAAAUGUGAUUAUUUUGGUCAUGAAGAAAAGUCAAAUAGAACUUCAAUUAUUGGUAGAAACCUAAGGCAUUUCAUCUCUCUGGCAUUUCUAGGUAAUAAGUUCUUUGGUUUUAAGUAGAUGAAUCAGAAGGCCCAUGCAAGAUAGUGGCAAUCAGAUGAAAAUGUCUCACCAGAGUAGGAGGCAGAUUAAAAUGAACAAGAAUAGGGCAGCUCUAUAAAAUGAAUCAGAUCAAGGCAGAUCCGAAGCGGAGAUGGGGCGGAUCUGUAAAAUGAACCACCGAAUUUCACAGUUAGUUAAAUAAAAAAUGAGGAGGAGCAAGAAGAGUGGUAGCCGAUUUAGAAGGAGGAGGAGGAGGAGGAGAAAGAUGGUCGUCAGCUGUCUUACUUCACCGGAGAUGGGGUUGACAGUGGCAGUGGCAGCGGCUAGUAUGAACAUUGGAGGUUCUAUGCGUUGGUGGAUCCCACAUAUCUAUUUUUUAUAUGAUUUGUGUGUUGGAGGGACCCACAUAUCCAUUUUGUAUAAAUUUUAUAUGUCGGUUGAACCAAUACAAGAAUGAUAGAAGGCAUUGCUGAAGAUACUGAAGAUACAAUUUUUAUUUUUUGUGAUUUAUUAGUAUAUGUAAUAAAGAAUUUUGUACCUUUUUCUAUAUUAUCAAUGUAUAGAACUCACAUUUAAGAUGUA